Micromonas commoda is the source of this 1460-nucleotide messenger RNA. RefSeq lists its product with no specific name. Gene Ontology annotation, molecular function: pyridoxal phosphate binding; O-phospho-L-serine:2-oxoglutarate transaminase activity. The record is from RefSeq and is a predicted model, not a curated record. NCBI's taxonomy places the organism in Eukaryota, Viridiplantae, Chlorophyta, Mamiellophyceae, Mamiellales, Mamiellaceae. The transcript has 2 exons. Gene Ontology annotation, cellular component: cytoplasm. Gene Ontology annotation, biological process: L-serine biosynthetic process. Bases 160 to 1380 code for a protein of 406 amino acids.
CGCGAACGCCGCCAACCCCGGGAGGACGAGGAAGGUCGACCGCGACCGAUUCGAUCAGCUCGAGUGCGCCGAGAAGACACUCACGGGACCGCGACCACGGGCGACGUCACCUUCGCGAUUCCCGACCCCCGACACCAUCGUCUGAACAGGAUUCUCGACAUGCAGACUCCCACCAAAUGGAAGCACAACUUCAGCGCCGGUCCCUCCGCGGUCGACGCGGGCGUCCUCGCGAAACUCAGCGCCGAACUCGCGUCCUUCGAGGACACCGGCAUGGGUCUCAUCGAGCACUCCCACCGCGACGCGGGAGGCCCCGUCCAGCGAUGCAUGGCGGCAACCUGCGACCUCGUACGAGAGGUCCUCGACGUUCCCGAUUCGCACGACGUGCUCCUCAUGCACGGCGGCGCUCACGCGAUGUUCGCCGGGGUGGCCAUGAACCUCGGACGCACGAUGGGCUCCAAAGCUGACUUCGUCGGCGACGGCUUCUGGAGCAAGCGCGCCGCGGGCGAGGCGAGCAAGUACUGCGUCGUCAGGCACGUGGGAGCGACGAGCCGUACGCUCGGCGGCGUCGCGAUCCCGAGCCCGUCCACCUGGAACGUCGACCCGACCGCCGCGUUCGUGCACGUCACCGCGAACGAGACCAUCGACGGCCUGGAGUUCCACGUCGAUCCGACGAUGCCGCCGGACGCCCCGCCCCUCGUCGGCGAUUUCACCUCCACGCUGCUCUCCAGGCCCGUGGACUUUUCCAAGUACAGCGUCGUCUACGCGAGCACGGGGAAGAACCUGGGUCCGAGCGGCCUGGUCGUCGUCAUCGCGCGCAAGGAUCUGCUCACGGGCGAACGCGAGAUGGCCAUCACACCCGGGGUCAUGUCCUGGUCCGCCGCGGCGAAGAGCGCUCCGAUCCAGAACAUCUGGAACACGCCCAACGUGUUCGGGAUCCGCGCGUUACAGCUCGUCCUCGAGGACUGCAAGGCGAAGGGCGGCGUCGCGGCUAUGCGCGCGCGAGCGACCCGCCGGGCGUGGAGCGUCUACGACGUCAUCGACGCCAGCGAGGGUUUCUACGUCAACGAGGUGGAGCCCGAGUUCCGCUCGACGAUGACCAUCCCCGUCAAGUGCAAGACGCCGGAGAUCGAGGAGAGGUUCGUGGAAGAGUCCGAGAAGGCUGGCUUCUACAACCUGAGGGGCCACCCGCUCUUCGGGGGGCUCAGGAUCACCGUGUACAACCAGGUUCCGGACGAUGCCGUCGAGGCGUUGGUCGGUUUCAUGCAGCAGUUCCAGAUGAAGGUCACGGCCGAGGAGGGCACGAUGUUCGGCGCGAACGGCAAGACGACCUACGCCAACUCGCCCCCGUCUGUGCUCAACUCGUUCGCAUUCAUGGAUUAGUGGCUGCCAAACCUGCAGCAAGCAAGUCAACAUUGUAAAAAAAGCCAAGUCACAGCGCCGUCUCGCGGGCUCGAAUUUCG